Molecule: messenger RNA, 5011 nt
Organism: Trametes versicolor FP-101664 SS1
Lineage: Eukaryota; Fungi; Basidiomycota; Agaricomycetes; Polyporales; Polyporaceae
Product: glycosyltransferase family 24 protein
Exons: 29
Coding region: 142-4803 (1553 amino acids)
Cellular component (GO): endoplasmic reticulum
Molecular function (GO): UDP-glucose:glycoprotein glucosyltransferase activity
Source: RefSeq, a predicted model, not a curated record
CGUCUUCCUCCUCGUACCGUCUGUCUAGAGCCCGUGUUUCUUGUGCUGCUCUAGAUUCUCUUCCGUCUUGCUUGCUGGGUAGUCUCGGAUACUUGACUUCUACACGCUGUCUCUCAGCCGCCGGUAGCCGGUAGCCGGGCUAUGCUCAGACUCCUUCCGCUCCUCACAUGGCCCCUCCUCCGCACGCUCGCUGGAAGCCCUCCGGUCAACAUUGAACUUAGGACAUCAUGGCCUGCAGCCCCCAUCCUUCUAGAGAGCAUAGAAGCCGUAUCGAUUGAAGACCCAGAUGCCUUCUUCCCCCUCCUUCAUGCAGUCACCGACGCAUCUGUCUUCCCUCUCCCCUCCGACAAGUCUUCCCCAGCACAUGCACACCAGCAUGUCCUCGAAACUGCGCUCGCUCUAGACUUCUUGGCCGAACCUGGAGCAUAUGUCUCUGCGGAGAUGCACGUCGCCUUGCACUCCGCUAGCCCCAAACUCGAAGCAUUCUAUCAGUACUACACCGACCAUCAUGCUACGCGGACCGAGGGUAGAACUUCUUGCGGGUCCUGGGUAGACUGGUACGGAGAGGUGGUGUGCGAUGUCGAAACUCUUGCAAACCUCGUUCAGACGGCCUCCAUAGAUGCACCGGGAGCAGCAGAGAGUCACACGGCCCCCGCUUCACCGAGAUUGCUUGCUUUCGACCAUGUCUUGCCGGACCCUGCGCGCGUACCGUCCUCGCCUCCCCACACUGCCGUCCUAUACGCCUCACUCGAGUCCCCCAACUUCCACGCUCUGCACUCGUACCUCUAUGCCGCCGCCAGCGCCCCAACUCCUCGCGUUGCCUACGUCUUCCGUCCGGUUCCCCCUGCAGACCGCGACCUUGCCGUUCGGUCCCACCUCUCCGGGUACGGCGUCGCGCUGGACCUGAAGAAGAUGGACUACCUCGCCGUGGACGACCGGCUGCAGGGCGGUAGUGGUUCCAGCUCUGACGAGGGGUCCACCACGAAAGUCCAGGAGGACGAAGCGGACAUCAUCGUCACCCGCCUGCAGCAGUACCCCGCAGACGAGUCCGUCGACGUCACCGCGCCGCUGACCGACACUGAGCUGCUCGACAUCGGCCUGCAGGCGACGCAGCUCGUCUACGAUGCGGAGGAACCGCACGCGCGGCUCGCGACGCUCAAGCAGCUCGCGCAGAACUUCCCGCGCUUCGCGGGCGCGCUCGCACGCCGCGUGACGGUGAACGAGAGCCUGCUGAACGAGGUCGCGGAGAACCAGGCGAAGGCGCCGGGCGGCGCGAACGCGAUCUGGCUGAACGGCGCGGCGAUCGAGGAGAAGGACAUGAACCCUUUCGGGCUGCUGAAGGCUAUUCGGAAGGAGCGCGGGACUAUACUUUCGCUGAUGGCGCUCGGCCUCAACUCGACUCAGGCGGUGGACCUCCUUACGCACCGCACUAUCGCGCAGGCACAGGCUAGUGGAGGCGUGCUCGAUGGUCUGUUCGAUGCGAGUGACCGCGCGGAAGGCGGUGAGGUGAUCGGGUGGUUGAACGACAUCGAGAACGACGAACGGUAUGCGAGCUGGGGCGGAAACCUCAAGAUCCUCCUCCGCCAACUGUACCCCGGCCAGUUCCCGACGGUGAAGUACAACCUGUUCAACAUCGUGCUCGCCGCGGACCUCUCGCAGGCGAGCAGCGUCGACUUCAUCGGCGGGACCGUCAACUCGCUCAUCCGCCGCGGCCUGCCGUUCCGCUGGGGCGUCGCGCCGCUCGUUGAGACCGAGGACGGCGCGCGCAUGGCGCGUCUGUUCUACUAUCUCCUCGAGGUGGUCGGCGCGGACGACACGCUGGGGUUCCUGCUUUCCAUUUCGCAGCGGGGCGUGCCGAUGGACCAGGUCAGCCCUAGUGUGGUGUGGUCUCAGGUCCGCACGAACUUCGAGGACCUGCUCGCGGCUAAGGAGAACCUGCCGGAGGGGAUCGAGACGGACUUUGAUACUAUUAUUGCGGGCGGCGAGGGCGACCUGGACGCUGCACGUACAUAUGCGACGCGGUUGAGCGCGACUCUGUCGACGGCGCCGCAGGGACAUGUGUUCUUCAACGGCAAGCACUUCGACCUAGACGAUACCUUCCUGCAAGCGCUCCAAAUGGAGUUUAGCCCUCAGCUUCAGCACCUACAGUAUAAGAUAUACAAGAACGAGCUCACGGAGGAACAAGCCAAGGACAUGUCAACGUACUUUUACGACCUGCCGACGACAGCUAAGCGCCGGAACACGUACAUCCACCCCACGCAGAAGGCGGGGAGCUUGAGGAUCUACAGCCUCCCGGAACUCAUCGAGCGGAACGGCCUUAACAGCACCGCAGGCGUAUUCGUAUACCCUACGGACUCUGAGCUUGUCCCGCUCACGACGUACGUCGUCGCUGACUUCGACAGCGAGAAGGGUCGUGAGUUCGUCAAAGAGGCGAUCAAGUCUGUAACCCCUGGUUCACUCAGCCGUCUGUCAUUCAUCCAUUCCCCGUCAUCUCAGACCCCCAUCCUCUCAGGCCCUUCUUCUAUCCUCGCGCGGCUGAUCACCGCGGACGCGCUGUUCAAGAUCUCUCCUGAGCGUCUUCUCUCCAUCCUCGGCUUGAACGAGGCUACGGAAGAUGCAGCGCAGCAGCCUCUCAUAGACAGUGCCGAUAGCGUGCUAGCAGACCUCCCCGAGAGCGUAGACGCGUACGAGAAGUAUGUCGACGCGUGCCGUCUCGUCGUGCGUUCGCUAGGCCUCAAGUCGGGCGAGCUGGCCGUGAUCGUCAACGGAAGGGUGGUCGGGCCUAUCGCGCCCGGGGAGUUCAUCGCCGGCGAUUUCGAAUCACUCGCUGCGUAUGAGCACCACAAGCGCGUCCAGCCCGUGUACGAGGCGCUCCUCGCCGUUCACGAGCCCAUAAGCGAAGCUACUAAGGAAGACGCCGCGGAGAUCAUCUCCAUCGUGUCCUCCGUUCUCUCUUCCAUCCAGCAGCCCGACCCGAGCGAAGCGGGGCUUUUCGACGCGCCUCAGAAACCGCGUCUCCGGAACUACCGCAGGCUCACUGGGGAAUACACUGCGUUCACUAUCGGAGACGAGGAGACUGCGCUGUUCCAGAUUGGCGCGAUCAUCAACCCGCUUGGCCAAGAGGCGCAGAAAUGGACGAGCUUGUUGGAGUGGUUGUCAGGGAUGCCGGGCGUCUAUAUAGAGGUCCACGUCAACCCUAUGAGGCAUACCGAGAUCCCACUCAAACGCUUCUAUCGCUACAACCUCCUACCGAGGCUGGCAUUCGACGAGGAAGGGAAUGAGAUCCAUGCAAAGACGCAGUUCACGAACCUGCCCACUGAGCCCAUCUACACCCUCGCCAUGGACGCGCCGCAGUCCUGGCUCAUCCGCCCCAAAGAAGCCGUCUACGACCUCGACAACAUCCAACUCGGCCUCCUCUCCCCUCAAGACCGCGCGUCUGGCCUGAACGCCGUCUUCGACCUCGACGCGCUCGUGGUCGAGGGGCACGCGCGCGAGGGUGACACAAGUGCCCCUCCGCGCGGGCUGCAGAUGCAGCUCGUCACGAGCGACGCGACACCCAUCGCCGACACGCUCGUGAUGGCGAACUUGGGGUACCUGCAGUUCCGCACGAAGCCCGGCGUGUACCGCCUAGAGAUCCGCCCCGGACGUGGUAGAGAGAUCUUCGAGAUGGAGAGCGUGGGCAAUGAGGGCUGGAAUAGUCCUGGGAUCGACGAGGCGGGCGAUGUGGUCACUGUGACUAGCUUUGAGGGUGUUACGCUCUAUCCGCGGUUGGCGAGACUGCCUGGGAUGGAGAGGGAGGACGUUCUUAGGACCCAUGCUGUCGAUGCAGGGGAUGAGCAUGCUGGCGUCAUCGACCACCUGGUGAACAAGGUAUCCUCGCUGUUCGGUGGCAAAAAAGAAGAGAAGGCUCUGGUGGCUGUCGACGAUGGUCAAGCCGACAUCAACAUCUUCACCGUCGCGUCCGGUCACCUGUACGAGCGUUUCGCGUCCAUAAUGAUUCUCAGCGUCCUCCGGCACACGAAGAGCAGCGUGAAGUUCUGGUUCAUCGACAACUUCCUCUCACCUUCGUUCUUGGAAUUCCUCCCGAAAUACGCGGCCGAGUAUGGCUUCCAGUACGAGCUGGUCACCUACAAGUGGCCGACCUGGCUGCGCGCCCAGACCGAAAAGCAGCGCAUCAUUUGGGCGUACAAGAUCCUUUUCCUAGACGUGCUCUUCCCCAUGGACCUCAAGAAGGUUCUCUUCGUCGACGCAGACCAGAUCGUGCGCGCGGACCUCCAGGAGCUUGUGGACAUCGACCUGCGUGGCCGUCCGUACGGAUACGUGCCGAUGGGUAACGACAAUCCCGACACUGAAGGUUUCCGGUUCUGGAAGACUGGCUAUUGGAAGGACUUCCUGCGUGGCAUGCCAUAUCACAUCAGUGCACUUUACGUAGUGGAUCUCGUUCGGUUCCGCCAGUUGGCUGCAGGCGAUAUGCUGCGUGGACACUAUCAAGCACUCUCCGCAGAUCCGAACUCGCUGGCCAACCUCGACCAAGACCUGCCCAACAACCUGCAGCGCGAAGUACCAAUCUAUUCUCUUCCUGAAGACUGGCUCUGGUGCGAGACGUGGUGUAGCAAAGACCGUUUGGAUCGUGCGAAGACAAUCGAUCUUUGCCAAAACCCGCUCACGAAAGAGCCCAAGCUCGACCGGGCGAAGCAAAUACCAGAGUGGGAGGUCUAUGAUGCAGAGAUCUCCGCGUUCGCGAAGCGGCUCACGGCGUCGGAGAGCGAUGCGGAGAGGCCUAAGCCGCACGACGAGCUCUGAGCUCGUUUUCGCCGUGUUGAUUGUGAAUUAUAUAACGUGCUUUUCAUCAUGGGAACGCCGUGAAGGUGCACCACAUCAUUUGGAAGGAACAAGGCACAGUAGAUGGUGUCUGUUCGAGCCCAAUGCAUGCCAACCAGCAUUGAUGUAGGGAAGAGUGAUAUGGUGCGGACCGUCACAACUCGUAUAGUCGGCCACGACCGUACUGUAG